CGCCCUGUCCCGGCGUCCUUUGCGGGUAAACAGACAUGGGCGACGAGGGGGACCCUCAGGACGCUGCGCACAACAUGGGCAACCACCUGCCGCUGCUGCCCGCAGAGAGUGAAGAAGAUGAUGAAAUGGAAGUUGAAGACCAGGAUAGCAAAGAAGCCAAAAAACCAAACAUCAUAAAUUUUGACACAAGUCUGCCAACCUCACAUACAUACCUGGGUGCUGACAUGGAAGAGUUUCAUGGUAGGACUCUGAAUGAUGACGACAGCUGUCAGGUGAUUCCAGUUCUGCCACAGGUGAUGAUGAUCCUGAUUCCUGGGCAGACUCUACCUCUACGGCUUUUUAGCCCUCAAGAAGUCAGUAUGGUGCGGAAUUUAAUUCAGAAAGAUAGAACUUUUGCCGUUCUUGCAUACAGUAAUAUACAGGAAAGAGAAGCACAGUUUGGAACAACAGCAGAGAUAUAUGCCUAUAGAGAAGAACAAGACUUUGGAAUUGAAAUAGUGAAAGUAAUCCAGCAAGCUAAAGUGCAAAUUCUUCCUGAAUGUGUAUUGCCUUCAACUAUGUCUGCAGUUCAGUUAGAAUCCCUCAAUAAGUGCCAGAUAUUUCCUUCAAAACCUGUCUCAUGGGAAGACCAGUAUUCAUGUAAAUGGUGGCAGAAAUACCAGAAGAGAAAGUUUCACUGUGCAAAUCUGACUUCGUGGCCUCGCUGGCUAUACUCGUUAUAUGAUGCUGAAACCUUAAUGGAUAGAAUUAAGAAACAGCUACGUGAAUGGGAUGAAAACCUAAAAGAUGAGUCUCUUCCUUCAAAUCCAAUAGAUUUUUCUUACAGAGUAGCUGCUUGCCUUCCUAUUGAUGAUGUUUUAAGAAUUCAACUACUUAAAAUUGGUAGUGCUAUCCAACGACUUCGCUGUGAAUUAGACAUUAUGAAUAAAUGUACUUCCCUUUGCUGUAAACAAUGUCAAGAAACAGAAAUAACAACCAAAAAUGAAAUAUUCAGUUUAUCCUUAUGUGGGCCGAUGGCUGCUUAUGUGAAUCCUCAUGGAUAUGUACAUGAGACACUUACCGUGUAUAAAGCUUCCAACUUGAAUCUGACAAGCCGGCCUUCUACAGAGCACAGUUGGUUUCCUGGGUAUGCCUGGACUGUUGCCCAGUGUAGGAUCUGUGCGAGUCAUAUUGGAUGGAAAUUUACAGCCACCAAGAAAGACAUGUCACCUCAAAAAUUCUGGGGUUUAACUCGAUCUGCUCUGUUACCCACAAUCCCAGACACUGAUGAUGAAAUAAGCCCAGACAAAGUCAUACUUUGCUUGUAAAUGGAUACAGUAGGGAUAAAAUCACCUAACAAAUUGGUAUUCUCAGAUCAAAUCUACUUUGGGAACUACUGCCUCUGAUACAUAUGUAAGUAAACAGCAACAUUUACACAGACGGUUAUGGUUUCUUAGUCCAGCUAUAUUUGAAGAUUUAAGUUCAAGUACCCUUUCAGAGAAGCUAAAAAAUCAUUCUAAACUACAAGUUGGGUUUAAGAAGUACCAAUUUUAGUAGCUUGGAUCUAUUGUUCUGUGGAAUGUGCUAUAUCUGGAAACGCCAUUUGUAGGACAUGAGGACAUCUUUGAAAGUGAUGUGACUGCCCAGUGCACAAUAAAUUAAUCAUCUGACCCUCUUUAUGGAGAAGAUAUUGACCCCCGUACUGACAAUGGUGCAAGUUUUGAAUGUUGUAAAAGCAGAGGUGCCAAGCACAAGUACAUGAGAGGCGAGACUGCGUACAUUAUUUUAAAAGCACUUUGAGUUUUUUAUCUCUAGCUUCUCUGACAGUGAUUUGUAAAUUUCAAAAUAUUAAAGAGUAAAAUAUGCAGUUUGAGCCCAAAAA
Messenger RNA from Chinchilla lanigera (long-tailed chinchilla), 1861 nucleotides. It is a transcript of the gene Crbn, whose product is annotated as cereblon. Gene Ontology annotation, cellular component: Cul4A-RING E3 ubiquitin ligase complex. Lineage: Eukaryota; Metazoa; Chordata; Mammalia; Rodentia; Chinchillidae. Gene Ontology annotation, biological process: protein ubiquitination. The record is from RefSeq and is a predicted model, not a curated record.